AGACGAAACUCUUACAGAUUACAGCUCUCUCAGCAGAUUAAAAAUGAAAAUUGUACUGUUCUGUCUGUUUGGGUUAUGUACAGGAGGACCUACACUGUACAGGCUCAGUACAGGGGAGGAGGAGACAGCAGAGGAGAUUAGAAUACCUGUAUCCAGUACAGUAAUUCCUCUGGAUGAUCUGCCUGAGUUUAAUGUUGGGUUUGGGUUUGGUUUGGUUGAUAGUUCUCCAGUCAAGAAACCUUCAUAUCUUAAGGAUAUAAAACUGAUCACUUCUAAGAAUAAACAUCGAUUCCUUGCUCCCGCAGGAGUUCAGAAACUAAGCAGAGACGAGUUCGAACAGUUUGCUAGUAACACUCUCUAGACUCUAGAGUUCAGAGCCCUCUUCAGUUCAGAAAACGUACUGUACUCUAAAUUCAGAUUUAUAAAAAACUUUUCAUUUUCUGUAACAGAUUGCUUGAGAAGUGCUAUUGCUUACAUUUAUGACAUACUAAGAUACUCUUUAGAGAAAUAAAGGGGAAAAUGGCAUUUAACAUUACCGUCUGUGUUACUUCUUAAAGAACCUCUUUAAAAGUAUAUACCAUUUAUUCAACCUAAUUUUUAGAAAUAUGAAUUUAUCUUUCAGGUUAAUCUUUGCUCGAUAAAAUUGAAGAAAAAAAAAUAAACUUUUGACUAGAUGAUUUAAAAAAAUUGUUGAAAUCUGAUUAAUUUGAAGACCGUAGUUUAACUUUACCUAUCAUAAAUAAUAGGUUUAGUAAUAGACUUUGUAAAUAUGAAACUUAAAGUGUCAUUUAACAUUAUCGUAACUAAUCAUUUGUAACAGUUUUAGUCAUUUUAUAGAUUUAGUACAAGUAACAAUAAAACCAUAUUAACUUUA
Molecule: messenger RNA, 874 nt
Organism: Eurytemora carolleeae
Lineage: Eukaryota; Metazoa; Arthropoda; Copepoda; Calanoida; Temoridae
Exons: 4
Coding region: 44-361 (105 amino acids)
Source: RefSeq, a predicted model, not a curated record